This is a messenger RNA of Salvelinus fontinalis (brook trout), 6773 nucleotides long. RefSeq lists its product as uncharacterized. The transcript has 3 exons. The record is from RefSeq and is a predicted model, not a curated record. The coding region runs from base 1 to 1335 and encodes 444 amino acids. NCBI's taxonomy places the organism in Eukaryota, Metazoa, Chordata, Actinopteri, Salmoniformes, Salmonidae.
AUGCUGUCUCAUCGAUCGGAGCACCGCUUGGUGUGGCACGACUCUGAAAAGGAGGACCCAGUUCCAGUCACCCCUACCCAAGCCCCAGCUCCAGUCAACCCUACCCAGGCCCAGUUCCAGUCAACCCUACCCAGGCCCAGCUCCAGUCAACCCUACCCAGGCCCAGCUCCAGUCAACCCUACCCAGGCCCAGUUCCAGUCAACCCUACCCAGGCCCAGUUCCAGUCACCCCUACCCAGGCCCAGUUCCAGUCACCCCUACCCAGGCCCAGUUCCACCAGGCCCAGCUCCAGUCAAAGCUACCCAGGCCCAGCUCCAGUCAAAGCUACCCAGGCCCAGCUCCAGUCAAAGCUACCCAGGCCCAGCUCCAGUCAACCCUACCCAGGCCCAACUCCAGUCAAAGCUACCCAGGCCCAACUCCAGUCAAAGCUACCCAGGCCCAACUCCAGUCAAAGCUACCCAGGCCCAGCUACAGUCAAAGCUACCCAGGCCCCAGCCCCAGUCAACCCUACCCAGGCCCCAGCCCCAGUCAACCCUACCCAAGCCCAGCUCCAGUCAACACUACCCAAGCCCAGCCCCAGUCAACCUUACCUACCCAAGCCCCAGCUCCAGUCAACCUUACCUACCCAAGCCCCAGCUCCAGUCAACCCUACCCAAGCCCAGCUCCAGUCAACACUACCCAAGCCCAGCCCCAGUCAACCUUACCUACCCAAGCCCAGCCCCAGUCAACCUUACCUACCCAAGCCCAGCUCCAGUCAACACUACCCAAGCCCAGCUCCAGUCAACACUACCCAAGCCCCAGCUCCAGUCAACCCUACCUACCCAAGCCCAGCUCCAGUCAACACUACCCAAGCCCCAGCUCCAGUCAACCCUACCCAGGCCCAGCUCCAGCUCCAGUCAACCCUACCUACCCAAGCCCAGCUCCAGUCAACACUACCCAAGCCCCAGCUCCAGUCAACCCUACCUACCCAAGCCCAGCUCCAGUCAACACUACCCAAGCCCCAGCUCCAGUCAACCCUACCCAGGCCCAGCUCCAGCUCCAGUCAAGCCUACCUACCCAAGCCCAGCUCCAGUCAACACUACCCAAGCCCCAGCUCCAGUCAACCCUACCUACCCAAGCCCCAGCUCCAGUCAACCCUACCUACACAAGCCCCAGCUCCAGUCAACCUUACCUACCCAAGCCCAGCUCCAGUCAACACUACCCAAGCCCCAGCUCCAGUCAACCCUACCUACCCAAGCCCCAGCUCCAGUCAACCCUACCCAGGCCCAGCUCCAGUCAAUGUAUGGAUAUCAGAAGUCUCUCACCACACUAUUUAGCAGAAAACCCAUCCAGCUAAGAUGUCAAUAUUCCUAUUCAGCCCCUCUCUGUCCCACUCAAUACUACCACUAAUAGACUGGCUUUGUGAUCUAGAGAGAGUCAAACGGGGUUGAAAAAGAACAGAUGAACAAGUGGAGAGGGAGAAAGAACGGGUGGAUAAAUCUCAAUUAGCGUCUCCAACUCCAACCCCUAAAUUCAGCGAGUCCUUUUUAUUUUGUCACUUAAUAAUUGCUCAUUUAAAACGGUUUGAUCCAGAUAGCUGGCUAAUCUCCUGAUGUGCCUGAUGAGAUGGCUAUUAUGUAGCCGUUUUAGCUUUGGUCCCAAAUCUCCCCCAAACCCUCUGAGCUGCAUAGCUACAUAUUGAUCAGGUAGCACAGACAGCGCAGUAAACAAAAAACGAUCUCUCUUUCUCUCUCAGUACGUCUCUUCAACUUGCAUAUUGACACCGAAUUGAUUUAGUUUCGUAGCCCAAAUGGUGCUCCUCAGUCUUGGCUACAAUCCAAAGCCCUUGGAGAGAGAAGGACACUAGCCACUCCAGACCUCUGAGUCCUUGGAGAGAGAAAAGGACACUAGCCAGUCCAGACCUCUGAGCCCUUGGGGAGAGAAGGACACUAGCCACUCCAGACCUCUGAGCCCUUGGGGAGAAAGAAGGACACUAGCCACUCCAGACCUCAGAGCCCUUGGGGAGAGAAGGACACUAGCCACUCCAGACCUCUGAGCCCUUGGAGAGAAAGAAGGACACUAGCCACUCCAGACCUCUGAGUCCUAGGAGGUAGAGGACACUAGCCACUCCAGACCUCUGAGCCUGAGGAGAUAGAGAAGGACACUAGCCACCCCAGACCUCUGAGCCUUUGGGGAGAGAAGGACACUAGCCACUCCAGACCUCUGAGCCCUUGGAGAGAAAGAAGGACACUAGCCACUCCAGACCUCUGAGCCUUUGGGGAGAGAAGAACACUAGCCACUCCAGACCUCUGAGCCCUUGGAGAGAAAGAAGGACACUAGCCACUCCAGACCUCUGAGCCCUUGGAGAGAGAGAAGGACACUAGCCACUCCAGACCUCUGAGCCCUUGGAGAGAAAGAAGGACACUAGCCACUCCAGACCUCUGAGCCCUUGGAGAGAGAGAAGGACACUAGCCACUCCAGACCUCUGAGCCCUUGGAGAGAGAGAAGGACACUAGCCACUUCAGACCUCUGAGCCCUUGGAGAGAGAGAAGGACACUAGCCACUCCAGACCUCUGAGCCUGAGGAGAGAGAGAAGGACACAAGCCACUCCAGACCUCUGAGCCAUUGGAGAGAGAGAAGGACACUAGCCACUCCAGACCUCUGAGCCCUUGGAGAGAGAAGGACACUAGCCACUCCAGACCUCUGAGCCCGAGGAGAGAGAGAAGGACACUAGCCACUCCAGACCUCUGAGCCCUUGGAGAGAAAGAAGGACACUAGCCACUCCAGACCUCUGAGCCCUUGAAGAGAGAGAAAAACACUAGCCACUCCAGACCUCUGAGCCCUUGGAGAGAGAGAAGGACACUAGCCACUCCAGACCUCUGAGCCCUUGGAGAGAGAGAAGGACACUAGCCACUUCAGACCUCUGAGCCCUUGGAGAGAGAGAAGGACACUAGCCACUCCAGACCUCUGAGCCUGAGGAGAGAGAGAAGGACACAAGCCACUCCAGACCUCUGAGCCAUUGGAGAGAGAGAAGGACACUAGCCACUCCAGACCUCUGAGCCCUUGGAGAGAGAAGGACACUAGCCACUCCAGACCUCUGAGCCCGAGGAGAGAGAGAAGGACACUAGCCACUCCAGACCUCUGAGCCCUUGGAGAGAAAGAAGGACACUAGCCACUCCAGACCUCUGAGCCCUUGAAGAGAGAGAAAAACACUAGCCACUCCAGACCUCUGAGCCCUUGAAGAGAGAGAAGGACAUUAGCCACUCCAGACCUCUGAGCCCGAGGAGAGAGAGAAGGACACUAGCCACUCCAGACCUCUGAGACACUGGUGACAUACUGUGUGCGUCCAAAAUGCACCUUAUUCCAUAUAAAGUAGUGCACUAUGUAGGAGAAAGGGUGUCAUUUGGGAGGCAGAUAUGAUGCCGCUGUUACAUAAUUCUAUGAGCCACUAGGCAGCAGACCCCCCAACCCCUUCCCCUGCUACUGGAGACACUAUUGAGUCUAGACAACUCCACCCCCCCUCUUCUACCAAAUCAAUAGUAUAAUCCACUCACCCCUAUAACUAAUACAUGGGUCAGUCCAGCCACUAGCUCCUGUGCCCCAACAUCCUUAGAUCAAUAGUUCAUUCAGACACCCUACAACCUCACUGUAUCAAUGAGUCAGUCCACUAUAGGCUGUGUCCCGAAUGCCCCUGUCCCCAGUCCCCUGUCACCACUUGCGUAAUGCACCCUGUUCCCUGGCCCCAUGUGAUCCAGCCACCCUAUCCCUGAUCAGUCCUCUGAACUCAUUAAAAAUGAAUCAGCCCAUCAGAGGUCAUCCUGUCUUGAGCCCUGACCCCUGUAGAUAGGUAUUGCCUCCUCAUAGAUUGUACUACAGUAACCUUGCAGAGAAUACACUUAGACGCAGCAGAAUAUAUCAGAAAACGUUCAGAUUCCCUGUGUGGCAAAGACAUAGCCUUAUUUAUUUCAGCAUGUCACCAUUAUUUUCUGUAUGCCAAGAUCUGUUCCCUUCUCUUUUCCUUUCACUUUUCUGUCAGUUGUCAGAUAGACAUGUCCCUUUUCCCCUUCUGGACCUCAGAACAAUAGACAUACUGUAGGAGAGACAUCACGCAGCCUUCUGGACCUCAGAACCAGAGACAUACUGUAGGAGAGACAUCACACAGCCUUCUGGACCUCAGAACCAGAGACAUACUGUAGGAGAGACAUCACGCAGCCUUCUGGACCUCAGAACCAGAGACAUACUGUAGGAGAGACAUCACGCAGCCUUCUGGACCUCAGAACCAGAGACAUACUGUAGGAGAGACAUCACACAGCCUUCUGGACCUCAGAACCAGAGACAUACUGUAGGAAAGACAUCACACAGCCUUCUGGACCUCAGAACCAGAGACAUACUGUAGGAGAGACAUCACACAUCCUUCUGGACCUCAGAACCAGAGGCAUACUGUAGGAGAGACAUCACACAGCCUUCUGGACCUCAGAACCAGAGACAUACUGUAGGAGAGACAUCACACAGCCUUCUGGACCUCAGAACCAGAGACAUACUGUAGGAGAGACAUCACACAGCCUUCUGGACCUCAGAACCAGAGACAUACUGUAGGGGAGACAUCACACAGCCUUCUGGACCUCAGAACCAGAGGCAUACUGUAGGAGAGACAUCACACAGCCUUCUGGACCUCAGAACCAGAGACAUACUGUAGGAGAGACAUCACACAGCCUUCUGGACCUCAGAACCAGAGAAAUACUGUAGGAGAGACAUCACACAGCCUUCUGGACCUCAGAACCAGAGACAUACUGUAGGAGAGACAUCACACAGCCUUCUGGACCUCAGAACCAGAGACCUACUGUAGGAGAGACAUCACACAGCCUUCUGGACCUCAGAACCAGAGACAUACUGUAGGAGAGACAUCACACAGCAUUCUGGACCUCAGAACCAGAGACAUACUGUAGGAGAGACAUCACACAGCCUUCUGGACCUCAGAACCAGAGACAUACUGUAGGAGAGACAUCACAGCACAAACAGACACAGACACACACACACACACACACACACACACACACACACACACACACACACACACACACACACACACACACACACACAUCCACACACUGUGGGGUAGGUAAUUACUCCUGAGUGUACUUGACUCUGAGCGUUAAGGACCCAUCGAGAGUUUGGUGGUGUGGGAUGAGGUGUGUGUGUACGAGCUGAGAGCUUACUGACCCAGUCUAACACUCCUUCACAGUUAAAUAUAUACGAGCUGAGAGCUUACUGACCCAGUCUAACACUCCUUCACAGUUAUAUAUAUACGAGCUGAGAGCUUACUGACCCAGUCUAACACUCCUUCACAGUUAUAUAUAUUCGAGCUGAGAGCUUACUGACCCAGUCUAACACUCCUUCACAGUUACAUAUAUACGAGCUGAGAGCUUACUGACCCAGUCUAACACUCCCUCACAGUUAUAUAUAUUCGAGCUGAGAGCUUACUGACCCAGUCUAACACUCCUUCACAGUUAAAUAUAUUCGAGCUGAGAGCUUACUGACCCAGUCUAACACUCCUUCACAGUUAUAUAUAUACGAGCUGAGAGCUUACUGACCCAAUCUAACACUCCUUCACAGUUAUAUAUAUACGAGCUGAGAGCUUACUGACCCAGUCUAACACUCCUUCACAGUUAUAUAUAUUCGAGCUGAGAGCUUACUGACCCAGUCUAACACUCCUUCACAGUUACAUAUAUACGAGCUGAGAGCUUACUGACCCAGUCUAACACUCCUUCACAGUUACAUAUAUACGAGCUGAGAGCUUACUGACCCAGUCUAACACUCCUUCACAGUUAUAUAUAUACGAGCUGAGAGCUUACUGACCCAGUCUAACACUCCUUCACAGUUACAUAUAUACGAGCUGAGAGCUUACUGACCCAGUCUAACACUCCUUCACAGUUAAAUAUAUACGAGCUGAGAGCUUACUGACCCAGUCUAACACUCCUUCACAGUUAUAUAUAUACGAGCUGAGAGCUUACUGACCCAGUCUAACACUCCUUCACAGUUAAAUAUAUAUUCGAGCUGAGAGCUUACUGACCCAAUCUAACACUCCUUCACAGUUAUAUAUAUAUUCGAGCUGAGAGCUUACUGACCCAGUCUAACACUCCUUCACAGUUAAAUAUAUAUUCGAGCUGAGAGCUUACUGACCCAGUCUAACACUCCUUCACAGUUAAAUAUAUAUACGAGCUGAGAGCUUACUGACCCAAUCUAACACUCCUUCACAGUUAAAUAUAUAUUCGAGCUGAGAGCUUACUGACCCAGUCUAACACUCCUUCACAGUUAUAUAUAUACGAGCUGAGAGCUUACUGACCCAGUCUAACACUCCUUCACAGUUAUAUAUAUAUUCGAGCUGAGAGCUUACUGACCCAGUCUAACACUCCUUCACAGUUACAUAUGCAGGGUAACAGCCAGAGAAGAAUACCUGUACUCAGACACACACACAGUGUGUGUGCCGGGCCAUGUGUUGGGCUGGUGAUAGAGAGUUUGGCGGUCUGUCAGCAGACGUUGUUCUUCUACAUCAAACGUCUCAGAGUCUCCCUUUCAUCCAGAUACACACCACACUCCCUCUGAUCUGCCUGCCAAAACAACGGCACUCGCAGAGACUUAUGCUCCUACAUACACUUAGACACUGAAACGCACACACACCCACACACACACACACACACACACACACACACACACACACACACACACACACACACACACACACACACACACACACACACACACACACACACACACACACACACACACAUUCACAAA